AUGUCUACUCUCCUGGAAAACAUCAUUGCCAUCAUUGACCUUUUCCAGCAAUAUUCGAGCAACGAUAAGGAAAAUGACACAUUGAGCAAAAAAGAGCUGGAGGAACUACUGGAAACAGAGUUUCGGCCAAUCCUGAAGAACCCAGAUGAUCCAGAUACUGGUGAUGUCUUCAUGCAUAUCCUGGAUCUAGACCACAACAAGAAAGUAGACUUCACUGAGUUUUUUCUGAUGGUAUUCAAGUUGGCCCAAGCAUAUUAUGAGUCUAUGAAGAGACAGAACCUCAAAGCAUCAAGCCCAAAGCAGAAAAAGUAUGGUCACAAACACCAAAAUGAAGAAGAUGAAAUAGAAGAUGAGGAAAAGGUAGAAGAACGAAGAAGGAAAUCAAGUCUUUCAAAAAGGCAUGGACAAACAGGGAAGAAGUGUGUAACAGGAACAGACAAAAAGAAACAUAGAUCUAGCUCCAAAAACAAAGGAAGAAGAGAUGAUUCAUCUCCUUCUGGCCACAGGGAGAAAAAUGGGAAAAACCAUCAUCACCAUACUGGUAAACACAAGAGGUCAAGUUUCAUUGAUCUAGGAGAAGAAACAAACAUCUCAAGCAUAAACCAAAAAAGGGAAGUAGGAGAUGAGCAUAAUUAUGGUUCUGAAAACAGGGAAAGAGGAAGUGCAAGAUGGGAAUAUUCGAGCCAAGAAGAAUCAGAAGAUUCAGACAGGCAAUCUGGGCCCCCUGGAACAAACCACAAUGGAUUCACUCACCACCAGUCAAGAGGCACGAGGCACUCAGGGUCUAAUCAAGAACACAGAUCUGAUAGUCAACAGUCUCACUCUACCCACAAAUACUCACUUUCUGCUGCCAGAGGAAGACAAGGAUCAAGGCAUGGACACUCUGUAGACAGCCCUACACAUUCGGGCUCUGAUCAGGGAGAAAUAUCCUCCCAUGGACAGUCCAGAUCAAGCACAAAAAGUACGCAGGAAUCCCAUCAAGAGCAUGCAGCAGAUCACCCCAGACACUCAGGGGAUGAAUAUGCACGAUCAUCAUUUGAAUCCAGGACAGGAAGACACAGGGGAUCCAGUGUUAGCCAGGCCAGUGAUAGCGAAGGACAAUCAGAAGACUCACACAGACAAUCUGGGUAUACUGCCACACACUACCAUGGAUCUACCCACGGCCAGUCAAGAGAUAGCUCCAGACACUUAGGGUCUCAUCAAGGGCGCAGGGCCGAUGCCCCACAGUCUCAUCCUGCCCAUGGACACUCAGAUUCUACUGCCAGAGGAAGACAAUCAUCUUCUCAUGGACAGUCUGUAGACAGUUCCAGGCAUUCGAGUUCUCACCAGGGAGAGACAUCCCCUCAGGAAGAGUCCAGAUCAAGCACAAGAGGUAGGCAGGAAACCCAACAAGAGCACUCAGCUGACCACUCCAGACACUCAGUGGCUGAACAUGGACGAUCAUUAUCUGAAUCUGGGGCAGGAAGACACAGAGGAUCUAGUGUUAGCCAGGCCAGUGAUAGUGAAGGACAAUCAGAAGACUCACACAGACAAUCUGGGUCUGCUUCAGGACACCACCAUGGAUCCAACCAUGGCCAGUCAAGAGACAGCUCAAGACACUCAGGGUAUCACCAAGGGCACCGAGCCGAUGGCCCACAGUCUCAUUCUGCCCAUGGACAAACAGAUUCUACAGCCAGAGGAAGGCAAGGACCGUCUUACGGACACUCUGUAGACAGCUCUAGGCAUUCGGGCUCUCAUCAGGGCGAGAUUUCCACCCAUGGACAGUCAAGAUCGAGCACAAGAAGUAGGCAAGAAUCCCACCAAGAGCACUCAGCAGACCGCUCCAGACGCUCAGGGCCUGGACAUGCACGGCCAUCAUCUGAAUCCGGGGCAGGAAGACACAGGGGAUCCAGUGUUAGCCAGGCCAGUGAUAGUGAAGGACAAUCAGAAGACUCACACAGACAAUCUGGGUCUGCUUCCAGACACUACCAUGAUUCUACCCAUGGCCAGUCAAGAGACAGCUCCAGACACUCAGGGUCUCAUCAAGGGCACAGGGCCGAUGGCCCACAGUCUCAUCCUGCCCAUGGACACUCAGAUUCUACUGCCAGAGGAAGACAAUCAUCUUCUCAUGGACAGUCUGUAGACAGUUCCAGGCAUUCGAGUUCUCACCAGGGAGAGACAUCCGCUCAUGGAGAGUCCAGAUCAAGCACAAGAGGUAGGCAGGAAACCCAACAAGAGCACUCAGCAGACCACUCCAGACAUUCAGUGGCUGAGCAUAGACAAUCAUCAUUUGAAUCCGGGGCAGGAAGACACAGGGGAUCCAGUGUUAGCCAGGCCAGUGAUAGUGAAGGACAAUCAGAAGACUCGCAGAGACAAUCUGGGUCUGCCUCAGGACACCACCAUGGAUCCAACCGUGGCCAGUCAAGAGACAGCUCAAGACACUCAGGGUAUCACCAAGGGCACCAAGCUGAUGCCCCACACUCCCAUUCUGCCCAUGGACACACAGAUUCUACCACCAGAGGAGGAAGGCAAGGACCAUCUUACGGGCACUCUGCAGACAGCUCUAGGCAUUCGGGCUCUCGUCAGGGAGAGACUUCUGUCCAUGGACAGUCAAGAUCAAGCACAAGAGGUAGGCAAGAAUCCCACCAAGAGCACUCAGCAGACAGCUCCAGACGCUCAGGGCCUGGACAUGCACGGCCAUCAUCUGAAUCCGGGGCAGGCAGACACAGAGGAUCUAGUGUUAGCCAGGCCAGUGAUAGUGAAGGACAAUCAGAAGACUCACACAGACAAUCUGGGUCUGCUUCAGGACACCACCAUGGAUCCAACCAUGGCCAGUCAAGAGACAGCUCAAGACACUCAGGGUAUCACCAAGGGCACCAAGCUGAUGCCCCACACUCCCAUUCUGCCCAUGGACACACAGAUUCUACCACCAGAGGAGGAAGGCAAGGACCAUCUUACGGACACUCUGUAGACAGCUCUAGGCAUUCGGGCUCUCAUCAGGGCGAGAUUUCCACCCAUGGACAGUCAAGAUCGAGCACAAGAAACACUACCAUGAUUCUACCCAUGGCCAGUCAAGAGACAGCUCCAGACACUCAGGGUCUCAUCAGGGGCACAGGGCCGAUGGCCCACAGUCUCAUCCUGCCCAUGGACACUCAGAUUCUACUGCCAGAGGAAGACAAUCAUCUUCUCAUGGACAGUCUGUAG
Molecule: messenger RNA, 3183 nt
Organism: Loxodonta africana (African savanna elephant)
Lineage: Eukaryota; Metazoa; Chordata; Mammalia; Proboscidea; Elephantidae
Product: filaggrin-like
Exons: 3
Coding region: 1-3183 (1060 amino acids)
Biological process (GO): establishment of skin barrier
Cellular component (GO): cornified envelope; keratohyalin granule
Molecular function (GO): structural molecule activity; transition metal ion binding
Source: RefSeq, a predicted model, not a curated record